AAAUAAUCUCAAUCGAUAGAUAAUACCGUAUUAUUAACAAUUACAUAAGCCGAAUUCUAUUUAUCUCCCCAACAUAAAUAGUUCCGAUAUGAAACAUCUUGUUAUGACAGUUCUCUGAACGAUGACUAAUAACAAUGGCGUGAAGUAGGUUACAAAUAUUGUCAGCGAGUUGUAGCUGUCGCAGAGGUGGCCGUAGUGUUGUAGCACGCCUCAAGCCCAAGAAACCCAUUAAUGAGUUACUCUUCACCCAAAACCCACCAAGACUAUCACCACAACAAUCAAUCACAUUAAAAACCCCAAAGCGAAAAUGUCGAAAAAACCGACCGCCCAACCCGCCCUGCAUAAGGUCAUCAUGGUCGGCAGCGGGGGUGUGGGAAAAUCGGCCCUAACGCUGCAAUUCAUGUACGACGAAUUCGUCGAAGACUACGAACCCACCAAAGCCGAUUCGUACAGGAAGAAGAUUCUUCUGGAUGGAGAGGACGUGCAAAUUGAUAUUCUGGAUACCGCCGGACAGGAGGACUACGCUGCCAUCCGGGAUAAUUACUUCCGUAGCGGCGAGGGGUUCCUGUGUAUUUUUUCCAUUACGGAGGACGAAAGCUUCCAGGCCACACAAGAGUUCAGAGAGCAGAUUCUGAGAGUUAAGAACGACGAAAACAUUCCAUUUCUGUUAGUUGGUAACAAAAGUGACCUUGAGGAUAGGCGAAAAGUGUCGUUUCAAGAGGCUAGCGAGAGGGCGAAGCAAUGGGGUGUUCCGUAUGUUGAGACGUCAGCUAAGACGAGGGAGCAUGUGGAUAAGGUUUUCUAUGACUUGAUGAGGGAGAUCCGCGCCCGCAAAAUGGAAGAAAACAAAACGAAUAACGGCAGAGGCAAAGAUAAAAGUAAAAAAAAGAAAUUGAAAUGUACCAUACUGUAGAAUGGUGGGUGUUUGAAUGCUUAUGCUUUAAGUGUAGUCGUAAACUAUUUUCUACGACACGAUUGGAAUGUUGUAAUAUAUCGUAUUUGUAUGUUUGUACUUCUUAUACUUCAGUUAUUUUGAUUAUAGGAUCUAUAUUAAAGGCACUCUUCAGCCAAAUUUAUCCACUCAUACUUUUAACUCGCAUUUUGUUACUCUAGUUUUAAGAGUGUAAAUGUGUUUCGUUUUUAAGAAAUUAUUUAUUUUUAAACUUCAUUAUUGUGUAAAACAGUUUUAAAAAACAACUGUUUUGUUACACAACAUUCUACAUCACCAGUAUUUUUAUUUAUUGUUAUCAUUCAGAGACGUUUGCACAAUAAUGAUAGUUAUCCAUGGCUUUUAAUGUAAGAGUAAGUAAAUAAGUAAGUAAGAAAAAUGAAAUGCCUACAUGUUUAUAGCAAUAGAACUUAUUGGUUUGGUUAACCUAAAACAGAUCUGUAACUUUCGUGGGGGAAGUAUAUUUUCGUACUUUUCAUCAGUAAGUUGUUUUGACAUCAUUUGUACUGCCAAUGCAAUAUGUUAAAUAAAACCUAAUCACGUCAUAA
Molecule: messenger RNA, 1497 nt
Organism: Zophobas morio
Lineage: Eukaryota; Metazoa; Arthropoda; Insecta; Coleoptera; Tenebrionidae
Gene: Rala
Product: ras-related protein Ral-a
Exons: 3
Coding region: 308-913 (201 amino acids)
Biological process (GO): Ras protein signal transduction
Cellular component (GO): plasma membrane
Molecular function (GO): GTPase activity; GDP binding; GTP binding
Source: RefSeq, a predicted model, not a curated record